CCACCAAAUACUAUUAAAGCCCAUCUUGAUUGUAAAAAAUGUUUACCGCAUCGACAAGAGUUGCGUUGGUAGAAAGGAAGAGCGGUUAUGGUAGUUAUGACGCAAUGCUCUACGAUUCUUGCCGAAGAACGGCGGCCAUUAGAGGGCGGUGAACCCACGCAUUCGCAUAGACGGCGCUGGAGCACUCCGGCUGAUCCCGGCGGCGAGUCUCUACAAGAAUGCUUCACCACGGACGACGAGUACAAAGAACAGCCAAGUCAUGUGUCUGAAGUGAGUUUUGACGAUUUUGUCUCGUGCUCGUCGUCGUCGGGAAAUGGUUACAGUUUCUAUCUCGGGGGAGAGAUGUCUCCGUGGGGAUCUCCGCUACUGACCGAGUCGAGACCGAUCGCGCCGACGCGUGGAGAAGGGAGGAGAGGAAGAAGCGUGAGGAGGAAGAAAGAUCUCCCGCCGUUUCUGACGACGCUGGAUUGUAACGGACGGCCGAGAUUCUAUCACAGGAGGGUGAGAAGCGAAGGACGGCUAGAGAUUUCCGGCGUGGCAGUGAAUCUACCGGAGAUAGUGAGUGUUCGUGGAAUAGAAGGACUCAGAAUCGGAACAGUCAGAGUCAGUCGAGAACACGGCGAAGGAGAAGGAAAAUGACGUUCAAUAGGCCCAUAUAAAUGUUAAAUUACUGGGUCGAAAAGCCCAAAAAUGUAAGCUGACGUGUCGAUAGAAGAUUUGUUUGUCAAAGGGAAUACCUUUUAACACAGGCCGUGCGAUUGCAAGUGUUCGCUGGAGUCAGAGAAAGCUU
Messenger RNA from Brassica napus (rape), 790 nucleotides. RefSeq lists its product as uncharacterized. The record is from RefSeq and is a predicted model, not a curated record. The coding region runs from base 88 to 639 and encodes 183 amino acids. The transcript has a single exon. NCBI's taxonomy places the organism in Eukaryota, Viridiplantae, Streptophyta, Magnoliopsida, Brassicales, Brassicaceae.